Messenger RNA from Brachypodium distachyon (stiff brome), 865 nucleotides. Its product is annotated as non-specific lipid-transfer protein-like protein At2g13820. NCBI's taxonomy places the organism in Eukaryota, Viridiplantae, Streptophyta, Magnoliopsida, Poales, Poaceae. The record is from RefSeq and is a predicted model, not a curated record. Bases 153 to 662 code for a protein of 169 amino acids. The transcript has 2 exons.
GACCAUCUCCAAUCCAAAACAUCAAAACACACAGCCUCGAUCGAUCAACGCAAGCAAGCAGCAUCUAGCUAGCGUGCUCCAGAUUAAAGCCAUCCCCAUCCAACACAAGAUUGAAAAGCCUCUUGCUUGUUUCUUCACCAGCAAUCUGUCAGAUGGCGGCGAGGGCGAGAUUUAGCAUCCUCCUGGCAAUGGCGGCCGUGGCGGCGUCGCUGGCGGCUUCGGCGAAUGCGCAGUCCGGGUGCACGGCGGCGCUGGUGGGGCUGUACCCGUGCAUGGACUACAUCAGCGGCAACGGCACGGCGCCGACGGACUCGUGCUGCUCGCAACUGGCGUCCGUGACCAAGUCCCAGCCGCAGUGCCUCUGCGCGGCGCUCGGCGGCGACUCCUCCUCCGUCGGCGGCAUGACCAUCAACAAGACCCGCGCGCUCGAGCUCCCCAAGGAGUGCAAAGUCCAGACCCCUCCCGCCAGCCGGUGCAGCGGCAGCGGUGGUGGUGGCAGUACUGCAGCUCCGGCCGGGGGCUCGGCGACGCCGGCGGGAUCGGGAUCGAAGACGACGCCGGCGGGGUACCUGCAGGGGAACGGCGGCUCGUCGCUCCACGGACCGGCGGCUCUGGUGCUGGCGCUCGCGACGGCUGCGCUUUACGCGGUGACGGCCGUUUGACCGUUUCGGGUGCUCGGCUGAAGCGCUGGCGAUUGAGAGAUUGUGUUUUCCUUUUUGUGUGUGUGUGGUUGUUUCGCAUUGGGUUUAUUUUUAGCAUUGGGCAUUGGUGACGAGGAUUAUUGUUUGUCGGUGUCGUGUUUCACAUAUGAAUACUACGGCUGUUCACUUGUUUUGUUGUUUCUACUUGAUAAUCUAUCGUGUCA